AGCGCGCCAGACCCCGUGAGCCCUGCGCCCUGCCUGGCCCCAUCGCCCUGCCUGGCCCCAACGCGCCGCGACCCUACGCCCUGCUUUGUCGCCCUCCUUUCCUUCGCAGGACUGGAAAGAGCAGCGCUGGGGCUGGGCCAGGGACUGAGCGUCCCCCGGGGGAGAAGGUCCGCCUCCCAGGACUGACCUCUCGUGAUCCUGUGAUGUUCCAGGUGUGACCCUGACACGAGGCAGAAAUGGGGAAAAAACUGGAUCUUUCCGAGCUCACUGACGAAGAGGCCAAGCACGUCUGGGAAGUCGUCCAGCGCGACUUUGACCUUCGAAGGAAGGAGGAGGAAAGACUAGAGGGGUUGAAGGGCAAGAUUAAGAAGGAAAGUUCCAAGAGGGAGCUGCUGUCCGACACUGCCCAUCUGAACGAGACCCACUGUGCCCGCUGCCUGCAGCCCUACCGCCUGCUCGUGAACAGCAAAAGGCAAUGUCUCAACUGCGGCCUGUUCACCUGCAAAAGCUGCAGCCACGUCCAGCCGGAGGAGCAGGGCUGGCUCUGCGACCCCUGCCACCUGGCCAGAGUGGUGAAGAUCGGCUCGCUGGAGUGGUACCACCAGCUCGUGAGAGCCCGCUUCAAGCGCUUCGGGAGUGCCAAAGUGAUCCAGUCCCUCCACGGGCGGCUGGGGGGAGGUGGCCCUGAGCCCAGCCCCGGGGAGAAAAGUGGGGACGGUGAGCAGACGGACGACGAUGCAGAGCCGGACUCGGAGGCCCAGGCCCAGCCCCUUGGCAGCAAAAAAAAGCUCCUCCUGUCCUUCCAAGAUGUGGACUUCGAAGCAGACUCAGAUGACUCUACUCAGCCUCAAGGUCGUCCCCGGAGGCUGUCCUCCGUCCCCGGGGCCACGGACAGCCUGCAGUCCCUCACAGACGAGCCCUGCUCGGACGAGGCAGCCCCCCGCUCAGCUGCAGGCCUGGAGGAGGCCCAUGCGGGGGCCGCUGGGGGCCGAGCCCACCCAGGAGAGCAGCCCGGCAGCCUCUCGUCUUCCGGACAGGACAACCUCGCUGAGCUCUGCCUGCCCGGAGACCCUCGAGGGAUGGCCGCGGGCAUGGCGGCUGCACCAGGGAGGGGCGUCGCCGGCAGCCUGCAGCUGCCCCCCCAGUACCUGGCCGACGUGGACACCUCCGAUGAAGACAGCGUCCGGGCCGGCAGGGCGGCCGCCCACCACCCCAGAAGGAGAGGCCAGGCUGUGUCCGAGAGCCAGAUCUCUGAGCUGAAUAAGCGCAUGUCAGCCGUGGAGCGCCUGCUCACCCGCCUGGAGAACUCAGCCGGGCCUCCCCCAACCAAGAGUCCCACCGCUGGGGCGCACACGGACGCCGACCGAGAGUUGGAGACGCUGAAGCGGAAGCUGGAGGAGCUGACCAGCAACGUCAGCGACCAGGGGGCCUCGACUGAGGAAGAGGAGGGCAAGGAGGAAGGGGCAGAGCCAGACAGCAGCGGCGCCCUCACCCUGGUGGGCCCAGAGGGGUGCACAGCGGCAGGCCAGACGUACGGACAGGACGCCAGCCCUCAGGGCCGCGGGGACCCCGCCUGGCACAACAGGACCACAGACGAGGAGCUGUCGGAGCUGGAGGACAGAGUGUCCCUGACGGCGUCUGAGGUUUCAGACAUCGAAUCCCGCAUCGCAGCCCUGAGGGCCGCGGGGCUCACAGUGAGGCCGUCGGGAAAGGCCCGGAAGAAGUCCAGCCUCCCGAUAUUUCUCCCCCGGGUUGCCGGGAAGCGUGGCAAGAGUGCGAAGGACCCGGACACAGGCUCUUCCGACGAGGUCAAGGCAACAGCCGCGCCCUAUCUUCUAAGGAGAAAGUUCGCUAAUUCCCCAAAAGGUCCAGGUGAAGACGAUGAUUCCUUCGAUCGGAAAUCCGCGUACCGCGGCUCCCUGACCCAGAGAAACCCCAGCGGGAGGAAGGGAGCCGCCAACCACGUCUUUGCGAAACCCGUGAUGGCCCACCAGCACUGACGGGGAGGCCGUGGGGCAGGGCAGAGAGGCAGGGUCGCCCUGCACUCGCUGGCCCUCUACCACCGCCACCAUGUCCCUCAUUGGCUCUGCACUUCCUGCUAUCCACGGUCACCUUACAGCAAGAAACACCUGCCCACAUGGACCCCCACCUGUGAGAAGGAACACCUGGCUGCGUGGACUCCCACCUGCAAAAUGACAGCAGCUCUCAGUCCUUUGCUGUUGACCCAGGCUCACUGACGACUUCCACGGCCACCCCGUCAGCCUUCUGAUAUACGAGAAGUAGCUAAGCUGGCGUGACUUUAGGACACUGUUGUUUAAACUUUUUGAAGGACACACAGAAGACCCUUUCCACUCGCUCUUUCACCCCUUUCACUCUGGGCUUUGGUAUGUUGCUUUCCGUGAACGGGAUGGGAAAGAGAAGACUAUGAGGGCACCA
Microcebus murinus (gray mouse lemur) is the source of this 2436-nucleotide messenger RNA. NCBI's taxonomy places the organism in Eukaryota, Metazoa, Chordata, Mammalia, Primates, Cheirogaleidae. The record is from RefSeq and is a predicted model, not a curated record.